Pleuronectes platessa (European plaice) is the source of this 1678-nucleotide messenger RNA. RefSeq names its product apoptosis inducing factor mitochondria associated 4 (gene aifm4). Gene Ontology annotation, molecular function: 2 iron, 2 sulfur cluster binding; flavin adenine dinucleotide binding; oxidoreductase activity, acting on NAD(P)H. The transcript has 18 exons. The record is from RefSeq and is a predicted model, not a curated record. Gene Ontology annotation, cellular component: cytoplasm. NCBI's taxonomy places the organism in Eukaryota, Metazoa, Chordata, Actinopteri, Pleuronectiformes, Pleuronectidae. The coding region runs from base 74 to 1678 and encodes 534 amino acids.
CUCACAAUCAGUUGGAAUUCAGGCCGAACAACUCACAAGCUUUCUCAACAGAUUCAUAUCUCACAAUUUCAGGAUGAGUCAGUGUCAAGAACUGGGGGACGAGCAGGUGACUGGACUGGUUUGUCAGGAGGACGACCUGAAAGAUGGAGAGAUGAGGGAAGUAACUGUGGGGGAGCAGAAGGUGCUGCUGGUCCGUACCCACGGCCAGUACAGUGCUGUUGGGAACCGGUGCUCUCACUACAACGCUCCUCUUAUCAGAGGAACAUUGGUUGGUGACAGAGUCAGAUGUCCCAUUCAUGCUGCUUGCUUUAACGUCCGAACCGGAGACAUCGAAGAGUAUCCAGGUUUAGACAGCCUUCCAUGCUAUAAGGUCAAAGUUGAAGAUGGCAAUGUGUACGUUUCCAUCGACAAAAAAUCUCUUAAUCUCACCAGGCGAGUGAAGGACAUGUGCAGCAUGUCCCCAGACAUCAAACAUACUGUUCUGCUCGUAGGAGGAGGCCCGGCCUCGCUGGUUUGUGCCGAGACGCUGAGACAGAACUGCUACGAGGGUCGAAUCAUCAUUGUCUCCAAAGACACACUCCCACCGUUUGACAAACCAAAACUGAGUAAGGCUAUGAACGUGGACAGCAGCAGCCUCCUCCUGCGGCCAAGUGACUUUUAUGAAGAACAUGGAAUAGAGAUGUGGACACAGAAGGAGGUGGUGUCUGUAAACCCCGCGGACAAGGCGGUGAAGUUGGGUGACGGCACUGUGCAGCAUUACGACCAGCUCCUCAUCUCGACCGGCUGCAGGGCCCGGCCGCUCAGCUGUCCCGGUUGGGACCUGCAGGGAGUGAACGUACUGCAGAAUUACGAAGAGGCCAAAGAGAUCCACAGCUCCUGCCUUGGGAGAAAGGCAGUCGUCAUCGGAGCCUCCUUCAUAGGUAUGGAGGUGGUGUCCUUCUUAUCAGACAAAGCUGCCAGUGUGGCCAUGGUGGGAACUUCCACUUACCCGUAUGAGCGCUCUCUGGGCCCGGAGAUCGGCAAAAUGACGAUGCAAAUGUUGGAGGAGCAAAACGUGAAGUUUUACAUGAAUGACACAGUCACUGAGAUUAAAGGGGAGAAUGGCAAGGUGAAGGAGGUGGUGCUGAAGAGUGGUACAGUCCUUGAAGCUGAUGUGGUGAUUGCAGGAAUUGGUGUGAUCCCGAACUCAGAUUUUCUGGAAGGAAGCGGAGUGGAGGUGGAUUCAAGGAAAGCUGUGAUUGUUGACAAGUUCAUGAGGACCAAUAUAACUGAUAUUUUCAGUGCUGGAGAUGUCACAAGCUUCCCUCUGGCCAUUCGUGGCAACCAAAGAGUCAACAUCGCUCACUGGCAAAUGUCACAUGCUCACGGAAGAGUGGCUGCUCUGAACAUGCUGAAGAAACCGACCGAAAUUAAGUCGGUUCCUUUCUUCUGGACUUCGUUGCUUGGGAAGAGCAUAAGAUACACAGGCUAUGGGGAGGGAUACACAGAAAUCAUAUUUAAAGGCAAAGUGGAAGAGAGGAAAUUCCUGGCAUUUUACAUCAAGGAUGAUGUGGUGGUUGCUGCGGCCAGCCUGACGUUCGAACCUGCUGUGGCUUGUCUCGCAGAGCUGAUGGCCACUGGGCAGGUUUUCAAAAAGACACAGGCUCAAUCUGAUGACAUGAGCUGGCUGCAGUUGUGA